Molecule: messenger RNA, 1227 nt
Organism: Symbiodinium sp. CCMP2456
Lineage: Eukaryota; Dinophyceae; Suessiales; Symbiodiniaceae
Source: the annotation of a GenBank genome assembly
AUGGCAUCCGUCUUGGUUUGCGGCGGCGGCAACGCGGCACAGGUCGUCUCGUGCCUUUUCGCAUCGCGCUACAAAGUCACUGCCAUUUCGCUCUAUGCCGAUGAGGCAGAACGGUGGGACAAGGCCGUCAAGGAAGCCAAGGGUAUGACCUGCAACUUUCAGGGCACCAACAAGGCGGUGAACUCCAUGCCUGACUUGAUCACCAAAGAUCCCUCUGCGGUGAAAAACUGUGACGUCGUGCUCUUCACAGUGCCCUCUUCCUUCCACGAGCAGUACUUCCGGGCCCUGGAACCCUUCGUUCAGAAGGGCACCAUCUUCGCGGUAAUGCCAGCGCGCUCCGGUUGCGACUUCCUCUUCAAGAAGGUGAUGGGUGAGAAGGCGGACACUUUGGGUCUGGCGGCCUUCGAGACCUUGCCGUGGGCUUGCAGGUUCAACGACUGGGGGAAGACCGCCACGGUCUUGGGAACCAAGGAAUCCAUCAGCGCGGCUGUGGUGCCACCAGUGGGGAAGACAAAGCUGGACGUGAUCUUGAAGCUGCAGGGCUUGCUCGGCGUGGAGCCUAAGAUCGUGGAGUGCCCCAAUGUUAUGAGCAUUAGCUUGGGCAACCCUGGACAAGUGAUUCACCCGGGGGUCACCUAUGGCAAGUGGCACAAUUGGGAUGGGAAGCCCUUGCCCCAAAAGCCCUUGUUCUACCACGGUGUGGACACGCAGACCGCAGAUGUCUUAGAGGGGAUUUCCGGAGACAUCACAGCCAUCUGUAAGGCCCUGAAAGGUUUGGACCCCAAUUUCGACUGCAGUGAAGUGAAGACGAUCAUGGAGUGGUACAUGGCAUCCUACUCUACCAGCAUCGCAGAUGGCUCCACUUUGCAAAAGGCUAUGAGCACCAACAGUGCUUACGAAGGCCUCUGCCAUCCCAUGAAAGAGUCUGGAGGCGGCUACGUUCCGGACUUCCAAUUCCGAUACCUCAGUGAGGACGUCCCGACUGGCCUGUGCUUCUCCCGCGGUGUGGCAGAGCUCUUGAAUGUGAAGACGCCCACCAUCGACAAGGUCUUAACAUGGGCGCAAGGGAAGCUUUCCAAGGAGUUCUUGAAAGAUGGGAAGAUGAACGGCAAAGACAUCAAAGACACCAGAGCUCCCCAAGCCUUCGGUGUCACUUCGAAAGAGAUGCUUUGCAGCUUCCUGAGAAUCAAGAAAGAAGCCACGUGCUGCGCUGGCAUUUGUAAGUGA